This is a messenger RNA of Striga asiatica, 330 nucleotides long. The record is from the annotation of a GenBank genome assembly. Lineage: Eukaryota; Viridiplantae; Streptophyta; Magnoliopsida; Lamiales; Orobanchaceae.
AUGGCAGAUAUGGGAAUCGCGGAUAAAGGUCAGCCCUGCAACGACAAUUUGAUUCACGAAACGAGUGAGGCGAGUCCGGGAAGGCCAACCCAAGAGCCUUGUAAGAGAGGUGCCAAGUCCCACAUCAUGUAUGGUUUCCUCUCGUUCAGCUUACUCGUACCUCCGUACCCGCCUUAUCUCAAUGGUUCAGCAUAUAAUAAUUUGGGAAACUCAGGUUUUGACAAUAUUGUUUCUAAAAAACUGCUGGAAAUAGCACAAGUUCCUGAUGAACAUGUCAAUGAAUUCACGUCGAUCGAGAAGUUCAAGAUUUUCAAUACCAACAACUUGUGA